CAGACAUCUCGCCAUAACUUUGAGCUUAGUAUUGAAUAUCAUAGUGAGACUUUUCCGCAUCUGCAACAUCUACUAUAACCUACAACUCUUGCCUCAGAUUACCCCGGCUGCCCCACCCAAAUACUACAUUACUGGAAACAUGGGGACAUUAUUGGCUAGCACCCUCAGGCUGAAGCAAUAUAGUGCAAGAUACCGGGUUCGCUCGUUGCUGAAAAGUUCUGAAAAAUGGUAUCUCCAAUUUUGAAAAACCCCCUGUGCGCUUAACUCAUACCGUACCCGAGGAACAAUACGCUGCAGGUUUCUAGACUGGUGCUGGACCACGAGCUACUCUUUAGAUGCCGAGCACGAUAGGGUAGCGGGAGACCGCCGCCUGCGGUGGAAUUGAUACGAUCCUCGUACGGUACUCGUACCCGAGUGCUCAGGCUUAACCUGAGCAAAAAAGAUGCCAACUCAUUCAUACGGCUCGCUGCACUGCCGGUAUCCUGCUCAACUACCGGCACCGUACUCAAGUCGCCGGAUCAAAGUCGCUCCUAUUUUGGUGGUGACCCACCAACAAAGAAGACGCGGCUUCAAUCCAGGGACAUCGACAUGAGUAAAGUUGCCUACCCGUACGUACGGUACCCAAGCAUCGCGGGUGACACCUCCUGAAAGGUGGGGAGAGGGACUAACCUGUCGAUACUCGUCCCAGGCAAAGGAGCCUGGAAAAA
This is a messenger RNA of Tuber aestivum (summer truffle), 707 nucleotides long. NCBI's taxonomy places the organism in Eukaryota, Fungi, Ascomycota, Pezizomycetes, Pezizales, Tuberaceae. The record is from the annotation of a GenBank genome assembly.